Ruditapes philippinarum (Manila clam) is the source of this 9321-nucleotide messenger RNA. RefSeq names its product alpha-mannosidase 2-like. The record is from RefSeq and is a predicted model, not a curated record. The transcript has 3 exons. Gene Ontology annotation, biological process: N-glycan processing; mannose metabolic process; protein deglycosylation. Gene Ontology annotation, molecular function: carbohydrate binding; alpha-mannosidase activity. Gene Ontology annotation, cellular component: Golgi membrane. Lineage: Eukaryota; Metazoa; Mollusca; Bivalvia; Venerida; Veneridae. Bases 568 to 3798 code for a protein of 1076 amino acids.
AGAGAGAGUCUAUCGUCAUUCUCUGAUGAACUGUCAGUCAGCUCAGUACGUAGAGAGGGGAAAAAAUAUACAGUCAGUUUAUCAAUAAAACUAUCUCUUUUCUAUAUUUUAAUUAUCGUGUUGUUUUGUAAUUUGAUUUUAAUAUUCGAUAUAAAAUCUGGAUAUUUUUAGAAUUAGAAUUACAAAUUUUAUAGCAUUUGAAAGAAAGCUUUAUUUUGUUGGUUUUUUUUGCUUUUAUGAUUAUCAACAAUCCAGGCAUUGCGAUUUACUGGAUGAAGAUGUGAAAUGCUUUUUGGAAUAAUUCAAGUUUGAAAAUAUUUUCAUGGGACAAAGGCAGAUAUUAUUUUGGUUUGGAAUCAAAAAUCCAGAAAAAUAUUGCCAGAGAAACUUAUUAUUGUAAAUUGAAAAGAAAAUCAUUCUUGAGAAGUUAAAACAUGGAAUAAUUGUUGAAUUGGUGUGAACCUGAAAGUGAAAGCUUCCUUGCAACUCAAGUGACCAAUGAAUUUUAGAUGAUGGCAUGACGAAGAUGUUGAUGAAAACUGUAACCCUUAGCAGACUAGUUCCAGGAUGAAGUUUCAGCAGAGAUUAAUGAUGGUGUCUUCUGCUGCCAUGCUCGGGCUUGUGUUUAUUCUGCUCCUGUACAGUCCAGGUGUGAUGCACGUGCCAAGCGGACAUCAUGCUACACGACAUCGAAGAGCACUCUCCAUCGACUAUGAUUUUGAUCCAAGUCAGUGGUCAGCUUCAUUACAGAAUGUUCAGUGUGAGCAAAAUUCAGAUUUUACAAAAUUAGACAAUGCUACAAUUUUUACGCAAAAUCUUCCUGAAAAGACAAACUAUAAUUUAUACAAAAAUAAUCAAUAUAAAAUGCAACACCCGCAAGUUGAAGGAAACAAAGAGAUGAUAAAUGUGAUUAUAUUACCGCAUUCACACGUAGAUGCAGGAUGGCUUCAAUCUGUAGAGGAGUACUACGUGAACCAUGUGAAAGGCAUUCUCAAUAAUAUGGUGAAAAAAUUAAAUUUGUAUAAAGAUAUGACAUUUGUAUGGGCGGAGACUGUGUUUUUGUCAAUGUGGUGGAAUGAGUUAGAAGAUGACGUUAAGUAUCAGGUAAGACGUCUGCUACAAAGAGGUCAGCUUGAGAUCGCGCUUGGCGGUUGGGUUAUGUCUGAUGAGGCAUCAACCCACUAUCCUUCUGUUAUUGAUCAGCUGAUGGAAGGCCAGCAAUGGGUGUCUGAAAAUUUACACACAAAACCAGUCAACAGCUGGGCCAUUGACCCUUUUGGACAUUCUGGAACUAUGCCGUAUCUAUGGAAACAAUCUGGUAUGGAGAAUAUGGUAAUACAAAGAGUUCACCAAGCAAUUAAAGCAACCCUUGUUUCUCAGAAAGCUUUAGAAUUCAACUGGCGGCAAAACUGGGAUUUUAGUGGCACCAGUGAUAUACUAUGCCAUGUCAUGCCGUAUGUUUACUAUGGAAUGCAGUACGCGUGUGGUCCAGACAAACAAAUUUGUGCAAUGUAUGAUUAUGGAAAACCAAAAUCAUUGAAAGAAGAACCAACUGGUAGGGAGAUAACUAAAAAGAAUAUUGCUUCACAAGCAAGAUACUUGCAUGAACAGUAUAAAAAGAAAGCAGGAUUGUACAAGUACAGUACAGUAUUGGUGCCUGUUGGUGAUGACUUUAGGUUCGACACUUCCCAAGAAUGGGACAAGCAUUAUCAUAAUUACAAGAAGGUGAUUGAGUAUAUAAAUAAACAGAAUUGGAAUAUGACAAUUCAGUUUGGAACAUUGAAAGACUAUUUUAGAUUAUUAAGACAUGAAGAAUUGAGUAAAGGUAAAGAUGUUGAUGGGAGCUUUCCAGUAUUGAAGGGAGAUUUCUUCCCGUAUUCUGACCAGAAUUCAGAAUACUGGACAGGAUAUUUUUCUACACGACCAUUUCAUAAACAAUUAUCACGUGAUAUUGAGAAUAACCUGCGUUCAGCAGACAUUUUGAGUACAUUAGCAUAUUCUGAGUGUAAGAAACAUGGUGUGGAUUUUGAACGCCAUCAUGAUGUGGCCCGUCAGUUACAAGAAGUGCGUAGAAAUUUGGGACUAUUUUUGCAUCAUGAUGCAAUAACAGGUACUGCAAAGCCUCAUGUUGUUGAAGACUAUGAAAAUAAGUUAUUAAAAGCAUUCAAUCUGUCACAAGAUGUUAUAAGUAUAACCACUCAAAAUCUGCUUACAUACUGCGAGCACGAUGACCCAAUUAUCUUAAGUCCAGAGAGAUACCGAAGGGACGCUUACAGUCUACCUGGAAAGUAUACUGUUGCAGUCAUGAAACGUGGCACAAAACUCAUUUAUUUUAAUCCAGUUGCUCAUGAGCGGACGGAAAUGGUUACAUUAGUUGUUGAUAGUUUUAACAUUGAAAUAAAGAAUUCCCAACAAUUUAACAUUCCAUUCCAAAUAAAUCCAGUUUUCAAAUCUGCAACGAACUUUCAUGAGUCUCAGUUUGAAAUUGUCUUUCAGUUGGAAAUUCCCGCAUUUGGAUUUGAGACGUACACAAUAUAUCAAGUGGAUAGAAACAUUUAUGGUUAUUGGUCAACUGUAGAGACACUAAAUACAGAACCUGUGAAAAAUAACGAAAAUAUGAAAUUCAAAGUGAGAAACUAUGGAGACAUAGAUAGAAUAAGUAACAUAGAAAAUGAGUUUAUGAAAGCAAGCUUUGAUAAGAAGGGGGUGCUAAAUAGAAUGUAUGAUAAAUCAUCAGGAACAUUCAGUAAAGUUGAAUUAGACUUUAUGAGCUAUUCUUCUGAAGGAAGUGGCGCUUAUAUAUUUUAUCCCUCUGGUAAAGCAGAAACCUUAUUAGAAAAAAUAGUUCCUAAAAUCAGGGUAAUUAAGGGACUAUUUAUGGAACAAAUUCAAGUAGUGUAUAAAAACAUAUACCAUUCCAUGACAUUGUUUGAUAUAGCUAGUUCACAAGGACAAGGUUUACAUAUUGAGAACAAACUUGACAUGAGGGCCAAGGAUAUGUCAGACCAUGAAAUUAUUAUGAGAAUUAAUAGUGAUGUGAAAAAUGUUGACGGUUCUUUUUAUACAGAUCAAAAUGGCUACCAACUAAUAGGGAGAAAAACAAUUUUCAAUCGUAGAAUAGAAACUAAUUAUUAUCCAGUUACAACAAUGGUAGUUUUGGAAGACAGUGUAAAAAGACUGACCUUACAUACUAAACAGAGUCAUGGGGUGGCUUCGCUUCAUCAAGGAUCGGUUGAAGUGAUGUUAGAUCGUAAAGUAAUGAGUGAUGAUAAUAGAGGACUUGGCGAGGGUGUGUUUGACAAUAGACCAACCAUAAGUAAUUUCAUUCUUCAUUUUGAACGUAAAAGUUCAGCAAUUCCUGUGAAGAAUUUUCACUUCACUUUCCCGUCUUUAGUUAGUAGUGUAAUAAACGAAGGAUUGCAGCAACCUAUCCAGACAAUGUUCACUACAGUGAGAAAUGAUAUCCUCCUGUCGAAAUUCCAUCCAAAGAAUCAAUCUAUUCCAUGUGAUAUGUCUGUUGUGGGUUUGAAAAAUUUAGUUACGUCGGACCUAGUCUAUAAUGGUUCCAGUUUAAUCAUUCAUCGUAGAAAAUUUGACUGCAAUUACCUGGCAGCAGGACUACAGUGUCCUUUAUCUAGGACUAAUCCAACUCUUUCUUCAUUACUACCAAAUAUACCAAUCACUAGCACAAGGGAAACAACUCUUACACAUUUACACAGUAAGGGUAAUGUGCCCUUAGAUAUGGAGCUUUCCAUACGUCCAAUGGAAAUGAUGUCAUUUCUUCUUGAUUUAUCAUAGCACUUAAUAUAAACAUUUGUGUAACACUGUGAUCUCAAUUUUCAGGCUCCAACUGUUAUCUUAUUUAAGUUUUCAUUAACUUUUCAUUAUUAUGUUCAUAAUUUUAAGACAAUUAUAUUAUUUUGUGUGCUAAUUGUAUUAUUUUAAUGCACUUAUCCUAGCUUCCUAUAAGCAUUUUCUAUUGCAAGAGUGUUGCCAUUAAUUAUAUAAAGUUAGGGAAAUUAGUUUAAUUACCUAUCACAAAGUAUUAUAUAAUUAACAUUUUUUCAAGAUUUAUAUGAUUUGUCUUAGUAAUUUUUUAAAUUAUCAUGAAAAGAAAAGCUAGAUAAGAUGAAAUAUUUACAAUGUUUAAAAUUUAUCUGUGAAAAAAAAAAACAAAAAAAACUUUGAUUCUUAUAUUCUUUGUAUUUUAGCACUGAAAGUGUACAUAUGUUUUCUAAACUUUAAGCUUUAUGCUUAGUCAUAGAAAGCUUAUUUGCAUUUUCUUUAUAGAAUUAUUUCUAAAGUGCAAAUAGCAAACCAUUGUCAAAUUUUCUUUGUGUUAACUUUACAGAUCGAAUUAUUUCUAAUUUUAAAUAGCAAAGCAUUGUCAAGUUGUUAAGUUGUAUUCUUAACUGUCUUAAAGAUUUGUAUAACCCUAAGCCUGCUGGCGGGGAUUGAAUUCAACCAUUUGACCAGUUUAGACAAAGAUCAGUCAUUGGAUCAUUGUCUACAUUGUUUGCCAUUCAAUUAGUAUACACAUGUAUUUUUAAUUUUUCUCUAAGAAUGUUUAACGAUUUAGUGCAGUUUGAAGUAUAACAAGUACUUUUAAGAUAUUUAGUAUGAUAAAGGUUAAAGGGACUUUACUGAAGUUUUUUAAUAUGACGGGACUGGAAAUAAUUUUUUCAAGAUUAAUGUUCCAUUUGACAUAGGUCUAGACCAAUAACUUUUGAGCAAAAUUUCAGAUCAUUCCCUCACUCCUUUUUUCCAAAAUAAUCAUUCUUAUUGUGAAAAAUGACCCAAGUUUGUAAAGUAUUGCAAUGCUUUUAACUUAAAUUGGGCUAAAAAUAACAGAAAAAAUAUGAUUUUUAAUUUAUUUCUAAGCACAUACAUGUAUAUUUCUUCAUCAUCUUUUGCAUAUUUUUCUGUUUUAUGUAGAUCUAUGUAAGAAAUUCAAAUUUUAUGUUUUUAGGCUUUUGAACCUCCGAGUGAAGUUCCUUAAAAUUGUGUCACUUUGUACUAGACUUCCAUCAAAUUUCUGUAGAAAAUGUAUAAAUUCCAAACUCUGAUAAAAGCUAACUUCUAACUUGAUUGAUUAUAUAUAAACCAGCUGAACCAAAAUGACCAUGGUGACUUGCUUUUGACACCAGUACAGUACAAUGCCAACAGCCUCAACUUCUGCUGUUGACUGCUCAAUUUAUGUAUAUUGAUAUUAAAGUCUCUGCAUACAGUACCAAAUUUAAAACAUGACAAUUCCUAAUACAAAUUCAUUAGAGUAAAGGUUAAUAGAAAUUGUCAGGGGAUUGCCUUUGUGAAUAAAUGUAAUAAAGUUCAGAUUAUUAUAUAAUUAAGUUCAGUUUAUUAUAUAAUCAAUUUAUAUGAAUUAUUACAUAAGAACUAAUUGCAUAUUUAACCAGUCAAGUUAUCUGUCAUGUGGUAUAACUAUUGCACAUCUGUAUUCUAAACUACCAUAUAUUGUUAAUCAGGCAUGAUGCCUCUAACUUAUCUACUGUAUAAUUAUUUCAUCAGUGUGAAAUACAUAUUUCAUCAGUGUGAGAUAUAUAAAUUUUUUCAUCAGUGUGAAAUAUAUACGUAUUUCAUCAGUGUGAGAUAUAUAUUUUUCAUCAGUGUGAGAUAUAUAUAAGUAUUUCAUCAGUGUGAGAUAUAUAUUUUUCAUCAGUGUGAGAUAUAUAUGUAUUUCAUCAGUGUGAGAUAUAUAUUUUUUCAUCAGUGUGAGAUAUAUAUAAGUAUUUCAUCUGUGUGAGAUAUAUAUUUUUCAUCAGUGUGAGAUAUAUAUGUAUUUUAUCAGUGUGAGAUAUAUAUAUUUUCAUCAAUGUGAUAUAUAUAUAUUUCAUCAGUGUGAAUAUUUUGUUAGUGUUUUUAGCAUUGUUAUUUGGUAGUUAUUGUCAGUGAUAGAGUAAUAGGUGCGUUGUUUUUAACAUUAAUGCUUUUAAUUCCUGUCCGUCCUUAUAUAACAUAGCACAAUGACUUUGUUUUUUUUUUCUUUCUUGUAGUCGCAAGUGAAAGGGACUCCACUGAGGAUUAUCGACAUGACGGGACUGAAAAUAAUUUUUUCGAGAAUUUUUUUCCGUUUGAUGUAGGUCAAUAACUUGUGUAUAACAUUUAGAUCCUUCGCUAAAUCCGUUUUUUCAGGAUUAUAAUUCUUUUUGUGUCAAAAAGGACCCAAAAUUGAAUAGCGUUGCAAUGUUUUUCGCCCAAAAUUGGGCUAAGAAUAACAUAAAAAUACCAUUUUCAAUUGUUUCUGUGUAUAUUUUUUAAUCAUAUUUUGCAUAUCUUUCUUUUUUAAAAGCCCCAGCUGACUUAUGUAAGAAAUUAAAAUUUUAUGUUUUUAGGCUUUUGGACCUCAGUGGAGUUCCUUUAAUUUUAUGUGCCAUGAACAUACAUAGGGUCUCUGUCUGAUAUGAAAUGACAUAAAUUAUGUUUACUAAAUAUAUACACAAAGAUAAAACCUUAUUUUAACCCUUAUUUGUUACCCCACCACCCAAUCAAACACAUGACUGCAAAGAUGAUAGUUAUGAAAUUUUGUUACUGUUAUGAAAUUUUGAUAUUUUAUAUUGCAUGUUACAGGCUUGAUGCUUUUGACUAUAAGUAAGCAUGUAAUAAUCAUAAUGUAGUUGCCAGCCAUAUUUAGUUCAAUUGUACAUUUAAUAUGUAUAUACAUAUAUGUAACAAAAUACAGGCCCCUAUAUGGCAGUUUUAUCACCCUGGCUUUUACAUUUUAUUGUACAUGCAGAUCAUUUUGCCAAUGUCAUUGUUUUAAUGUACAAAUACACAUGUUAUUAACUUGCUUACCUUGUUGAUAUGUAGGAAAAUAUGAUACAUCAUAUUAUAAUAGCUGAGUAAAUCUUUACAAGUAGAUGCUUUUUAUUGGGCCAAUAUAUCUCUUGUCAGAUUUGAAAAAAAGUAACUAAGAUUUGUAGUUUAAAUUUUAUAGGCUGGUCAGACAUUAUUUUAUUUUUAGCCAAGUAAGUGCUUGUGGCUUUUAUGACGUGACCAUGGUAACAGUAAAAAGCCAGGCAAUCAAGUUAGACAUAAAUAUCAGCAAUCCGACCAGAUUCUUUGCUCUUGGAUGUUCAAUUUUAAUUAAGUUGAUAUUGAAAUCUAGUCAUUUAACAAUAACCGUGUACAGUUUCAAAAUCAUAGCAGAUGAAGAGAAAAAGGCUGUAAGAUAAAUUUAGCUUACUAGUGAAGUAGUUUUCUCCUCAGCUGUCACAAAUGUUAAAGAUUUUAGUAAUUUUAUUACUUGUUCUCUUUUUUCUUUAUUAAUAUCUAUAUACUGUUGUUUUUCAAUAAUUGUACAAUAUACAUUUCAUGUGUUGAAGAUUGAACUUGGAAUGGAUCACUUUUCUCACUUGUUUUUAUUGCACAUCUUGUUGCCUCAAGUUUUGAUGGCUGUAACUGUAUAUAAUUAAAUGCAGCAGAUAUAGUGGUCUGCAGAGGCGCAGUGAAAAUUUAGGGGUAUUCUACCAGUAAGAUUUUAAUGUUAUGUAAAUAAAAUCCCCACUUAGUGUGUGUCACUAUUUAGCCAUUGUUGCAUUUGAUGCAAUUCCUUGUUUUUAAUCAUUCCAUUGUAUGUUGUUUGUCAGUUAUAUGUUGCAGUUGCAAAAAUAUUGAACUGUGGAACCAUUUUCUAUAAAAAAAAUAUAAAUACUGUAAUUAUAUAUGUGUAUUAUAAAGACUAUAAUUGUUUUAUUUCUGUUCAGAAGACAUUCAUCCAAUAAUAUCUAAAAAAUAUUUCAUGACUUGGUUAGUAAUUCUUGUCAAGACGGAAAUGAAAAAUUACUCGAAACGAUCAAGCCUUAACUCAGAAAGAUCUUCCUAAACACUUUACAAAAGUUUUUAAAGUUCAAAUUAUUAAGUUUUUUUUAUCACUUUGCAAGAUAAAUAACUGUAUCUGGCAAACUCAAGUUUUAAAAAAUUGUGUUGUUUUUUUUAGAUAUAAUAUAUUAUUAUAAUGAGGAAUAUUAUUUUAGUCAUUACAAAAAAACAACACCCAAAAACGGAGAUUUUGGCAACACAUUUCGGAAUUUGUCUGAAGCACACUAGCUUAUUUCCAUUAUUAAGCAUAUUAACUAGUCUGUUAGUUGCAUUGUACUUCAUUUAUUUACAAGUUUAGGUAAUGUCUUAUAUUUUCUUAUUAAGACAGCUCACAUAUUUUCUUGCAAGUUUAUGAGGAACAGCACUAAGCACUAGUUAUUGUUAAUAGCCUCCUAUUUUACAGGUUUUCUUCGUAUUUUUUGUAGGGUAAUCAAUAAGCGGAGAAGAAAUGUAAUUGAAUCCUUUUCUUACUUCAAAUAUUCAUGAACUGUAUCUGCAAAUUGAAAAUAUUGAUUACAUUUAUGAUUAAGAAUGAAACUUGUAAUUCAUGUAACAAACCAUGUUUCACACCAUGGUAGUAAAAAAUUGCCUAAGCAAUUAAUUACCAAGGACUGGUGUAGAAAUAAUAUAAAAUAUCAAGAGAUUUUUUUCUGUAAUACAAAAGCCUGGAAUAUUUGUUGAAAGUGAUUAAUUAUUACAAAUAAUCAUUGGUAUUUCCAUAUCAACUAUGAAGAGAAAUAUCUAAUCAGCUAUGACAUAUUGUUCAUUAAACAAACAAAAGAAAACAACAAGUAAACAUACACAUGUAUAUACAUGUAAUUUUGAAUUUCAAUUUUAUAAUGCUAUAAUGUUUACAACGGAACUAAAUGUUAUCUGAAAACAUUUCUUUUUUUAGUCUUUAAUAGCAUAAGUAAUAAAAUUUGAUAUAUUUCUACUUAACAACAGACAAAAAGUUGGGAUUCAGUUUGGGUUGGGUUAGAUAAUAUGCACCUAACAGAUAAAACAAACUUUUUUUUAUUGUUUUGGUACGAGAACAAAAUUAAUUAGUUCAGACAAUUAUGCAAUUAUGCUAUAAGUAACUUCUGCUUAGUUUGAUGUUAUAUAUAGGAGGAUAUAACCAGAAUAAGAUCUGUAUAACCAAACCAAUUUCAACCAAUGAAAAUUCAGAAAGUUUUUUUUGCAAUAUUAUAAAAUACAAUAUUUAACUGUGAAACAUUUAAGUUAGCAUGCAAAUUUGCAUAUAAAUGAAACAUUUAAGUUAGCAUGCAAAAUUGCAUAUAAAAUAACUAUUUCAGAAAUAUUUAUUUGACUUGAUGUUAAAAAUGUAAAACAUUGAAUAAAACUGUAAUAAUAAGUUGUGUUGUAAAAGUUUGUGUAAAUUUAUGUUUGGGAUAUUUUGUACAAAAAUGCGCUUUUUGUGUGUGACUAUAUGUGUACAUUGUACUAAUGAAAUAAACCACAAAUUUUAUACAAUUCGGUUGAUUA